Molecule: messenger RNA, 1687 nt
Organism: Triticum aestivum (bread wheat)
Lineage: Eukaryota; Viridiplantae; Streptophyta; Magnoliopsida; Poales; Poaceae
Exons: 3
Coding region: 165-791 (208 amino acids)
Source: RefSeq, a predicted model, not a curated record
CGCCGCCUCCUCGUCCCACCACCAAGCUCCAAAAUUCUCCCCCGUCGCCCCCACCACGAUCAAAGGUCAUGACGGGAGAGGAAGGGAAGGCGGCGUACAUCCGCGCGGGAGGCUAAACUCAGGCCGUGGCUACACAUCAUCGACGUCGCCGUCAUCUUGGGCCAAUGCCCUCUCGACCACGAGCUCGCGGCCUCAAGCCCGUUCAGGUGCCGGAGUCCCGGUGUCCCCGUUGUUGUUCAAGCGUGCCACAUGCUCGACGCCGCGAGCCACACCGCGCCUCGACCUUCCGCCCGCCCAGAUGGUGUCGAUAUUGUACCAGAGCCAAUGACCGUCAGAUUUGUGAUUAUCACGGUUGCAGCACUGGGCAUCUCCCUGGGCGCUCGAUUUUUUUGUUUUGCAAGUGGGGGAUGAGCGCCAGUGAGCACACCGGUGAGCACGCCGGUGAGCUCCGGUCGUCACCAUCGGAGCUACAACGGUUGCCACGGAAGCUACACCCGCAUGGGUGGGCUGUUGCAUGGGCGAAGCCGGUGACGAGGAUGGCCGCCGAGGGCUGGGACCGGCGACCAGGGUGGCCGGCGAAGACGGGCGGCGAUCAGAGACGGGGAGGGCAGGCGAGGGGGUGGCGACGAGGGGAAACACGUGCGGGCGGCGAGACGGGGUUCCUUUUCCCGUUCGUGCUCGCGAGAGGAAGAAGACGACCUGAUUGGAAAAGAUCCAACGGAUCUGGACGGACCGAUCUGACGGCUAGGGUUGGACCGGCUGAAGUGUUCGGCCGGUGCGCCGGCACCUAGCAUCGCUCAAAAGAGAGUGGAUCUCAGACUUCUCAGUCCACGGCACCGCUGUGGUCCCAAGUGCAGGUGCACACGCGUGAGCAGAGAUGGGUCUGAGAAACGUACACUUUAUCAUUGCAUUUUCCUGUUAUUCAAGGAUCGGUAAUAGAAGCUGCUGCAAACUCAAAAUUGCUUCAUACAGCUCCUUCUGUUUUAUCUUGUUGUUAUCUAUAGGAUGAUGAUAAUUUGCUUAUUAUCAUGCUUUGCUUCCAAAUUACUUUACCUGUCAUCCCACUUACUUCAUCCAGUAAUCUGUAGCUGGAUUAUUGUGGACCUGGGUUAGAGGAAGCAAAAAAUUAUAAUUCUUUUAUGUUUUCUUACAACUGCACUGAUGAAAUGUAUGAGUUGUUAGCUCGAAUGAAGCUGAGGGUAAAAAAAUUUGUGGGGAAAAAAAAUCAAUGUAUACAUUUAGUAGUAGGAGAGAUUAAGUUUUUCUUUUCAAAGUUCAGUUUGUCCACAUUUUUGUAUGGUUUAAAAUUCAUUAUACUGAAUGGCUUAUUCUUCCAAGCUCCAGCAAAAAUAGGACAGAUUGUUCAACAUUCUUAAGCCAGACUAUGCUCUAUAGAAAUCUCUACCACUGUUCUAUUCUUUUUCAUGGGACUUUUCAGACAUAAAAACUUUGUGUUAACAAUGCAUGGUGAUGGCCACCCUCUACAGUGAUAAUAAAUUGUGUCCAUGUUUUGGUCACUAUAUUUCGUAACAGUUUUUAAGUUCAUGGUUCCAUCGUCUAAUCUUGUGGUAAGACGGUCUUGGAUGAUCCACCUGCAUGGUGUGUUGUCCCUAAUAUCUGACUAUUUUUACAUGUAAAAGUUUAUGCAAAAUACAACCACAGCAAAGCGCGGCGUGCCGCCGCGCAC